This is a messenger RNA of Megalops cyprinoides (Indo-Pacific tarpon), 1821 nucleotides long. Its product is annotated as glycine receptor subunit beta-like. Gene Ontology annotation, molecular function: transmembrane signaling receptor activity; neurotransmitter receptor activity; extracellularly glycine-gated chloride channel activity. NCBI's taxonomy places the organism in Eukaryota, Metazoa, Chordata, Actinopteri, Elopiformes, Megalopidae. Bases 117 to 1589 code for a protein of 490 amino acids. Gene Ontology annotation, biological process: signal transduction; chemical synaptic transmission; nervous system process. The record is from RefSeq and is a predicted model, not a curated record. Gene Ontology annotation, cellular component: postsynaptic membrane; synapse; neuron projection. The transcript is spliced from 10 exons.
GCAUUUAACAGUCUAGACAAUCUACUGCAUUGUAGCGUUUGCCAAUAAUUUUCCUAAGAAAAAUCUUUUUGAGUAGAAUUGCUGUCGACAGGCAUUUUUGGUUUGUAACGUCAAAGAUGAGGGUUGCAAGGCUGCCUGACAUGCUCUUCAUUCUCUUGUGGAUAACAGAGGUGUCUACCAAAGUAAAAUCAUCCAGGAAAGGGAAAAAGGUUGUAUGCCCUUCUCAGUUGUCAGCGGAAGACCUUGCACGAGUCCCUGCGAAUUCAACGAGCAACAUUCUGAACAGGUUGCUUGUCACUUAUGAUCCCAGAAUUCGGCCAAACUUUAAAGGUAUUCCAGUAGAAGACAGAGUGAAUAUUUUCAUAAACAGUUUUGGCUCGAUUCAAGAAACGACCAUGGAUUAUAGAGUGAAUAUCUUCCUGAGGCAGAGAUGGAAUGACCCCAGGCUUAGACUGCCCACUGAUUUCAAGUCUGACGCCCUCACUGUGGACCCCAAGAUGUUCAACUGCCUGUGGAAGCCUGACCUGUUCUUUGCGAACGAAAAGAAUGCCAACUUCCAUGAUGUCACACAGGAGAACAUACUGCUGUUCAUUUUCCGCAAUGGCGAUGUGCUCAUCAGCAUGAGGUUGUCUGUCACUCUGUCUUGCCCGCUGGAUCUGACCCUGUUCCCCAUGGACACGCAGAAAUGCAACAUGCAGCUGGAAAGCUUUGGCUAUACAACAGAUGACCUGAGGUUCAUGUGGCAGUCUGGUGACCCUGUGCAGAUGGAUGAGAUUGCUCUUCCUCAGUUUGACAUCAAACAAGAAGACAUUGAAUAUGGAAACUGCACCAAGUACUACAAAGGGACUGGUUACUACACCUGUGUGGAGGUGAUCUUCACCCUGCGCAGGCAGGUUGGGUUCUACAUGAUGGGCGUCUACGCCCCCACCCUCCUGAUCGUGGUUCUCUCGUGGCUGUCCUUCUGGAUCAACCCUGACGCGAGCGCGGCCAGAGUCCCGCUGGGAAUCCUGUCUGUGCUGUCACUGUCGUCCGAAUGCACAUCCCUGGCCGCUGAACUGCCCAAAGUGUCCUAUGUGAAGGCCAUCGACAUCUGGCUCAUCGCCUGCCUGCUGUUCGGCUUCGCGUCACUGGUGGAGUACGCAGUGGUGCAGGUGAUGCUCAACAGCCCAAAGAGGAUCGAGGCCGAGAAGGCCAAACUAGCAAACAAAGACAAGGCGGAGGGGAAGGCCCCAGCCAAGAACAACACUGUCAAUGGGACAGGGGGGACCCCCAUUCACGUCAGCGCCCUUCAGGUGGUUGAAACCAGGUGCAAAAAGGUGUGCACCUCCAAGUCAGACCUGCGAUCCAAUGACUUCAGCAUUGUCGGAUCGCUGCCCAGAGACUUCGAGCUGUCGAAUUUCGACUGCUACGGAAAGCCCAUUGAAGUCAGCAACGCCCUGGGCAAGUCUCAGGCCAAGAACAACAAGAAGCCACCACCGCCGAAGCCUGUCAUUCCCUCGGCGGCUAAAAGAAUCGACCUCUAUGCGCGGGCCUUGUUCCCCUUCACCUUCCUCUUCUUCAACGUCAUUUAUUGGUCCGUGUACCUGUGAUUAGCUUACCUCAGCUUGCUUGUUUGCACAAAUACAUCCUGCUGCUCUUUUUGGCCCUCCUCUAUGCACUAGAAAAGCAAUGGCAUUGCAUUGUGCAAUGGAUGAUGACAGAACAUACUAGCUAACAUCGACAAAACAGCUGCCAUUUGCACUAUGACAGCAUGACUAUGUGAAAAUGACAUGUGCUUCCAUCCAAAUUUUUUUGCCAAUAGUUGUACAGCUAAAGGCCCUA